CAGAGUAUGAGCGAGUGUGUGUGUGUGUGUGAAGGGGAGUUUUACGAAGAACCUUGCCAAAACAGAGGAAGAACAGGGGCGUUCUUAUUUACAAAAUCUUUCGUUCACACAAAUCUUUUUUUUUUUUACAAGCAUUUCCAUGUGGAAUAUUCUUAUCUGACCGUCAGGAUUAGGUGGAUCGUUUUUUGUUUUCCUACAAAGCUAUGGUGGCUUACGAUGAACUGGGUAGCUUGGUGCCCACUAAACGGACUUUACAAGUGAUAGACUACCAGAACCAAGCCAACAAAGAGUCAGAGGAACCCAGCAACAAGCGCGUCCGUCCUCUUGGCAGGGUGACGUCGCUAGCCAACCUAAUCUCUCCAGUCAGGAAUGGGGCCGUCCGGCGCUUCGGCCAAACUAUCCAGUUCAUCUCCUUCCGGGGCGAUGGCAAGUCACCGGGCGGACCCCAGAAGGCGUGCUGCAAGGCUGCGGUGGCACCCACUCCUCCCAAGAGGAGGAACAGCACCCUCUGGUCUGAGACCCUGGACGUCCACCAGAAGGGAACCUUCUCCACCAAGGAGAUCAAAAGACAGGAGGCCAUAUUUGAGCUGUCUCGAGGAGAACAGGACCUUAUCGAAGACCUCCAGCUAGCACGCAAGGCGUACCAUGACCCUAUGCUGAAGCUGUCCAUCAUGUCCGAGGUAGAACUCGGCCACCUGUUUGGGGACCUCGACGCCUACAUCCCCCUCCACGAGGAUCUGCUGGCCCAGCUUGCUAAGGCCACAGGCCUGGACGGCACCGUGGGCCAGAUAGGGCAGAUCGUCCUCAACUGGUUGCCGAGGCUGAAUGCCUACAGGGACUACUGCAGCAACCAGCUAGCAGCCAAGGCCCUACUGGACCAGAAGAAGCAGGAUGCCCGUGUACAGGACUUCCUGCAGCGCUGCCUGGAGUCUCCCUUCAGCAGGAAGCUGGACCUGUGGAGCUUCCUGGACAUCCCCCGCUCUCGCCUUGUCAAGUACCCCCUUCUCCUGCGAGAGAUCCUGCGACACACUCAACCCGAACACCCCGACACAGCCAGCCUGGAAGAAGCGAUCUCCGUCAUCCAGGGCGUGCUGUCUGACAUCAACACCAAGAAGGGCGAGUCGGAGUGCCAGUAUUACAUCGACAAGAUAGAGUACCUGGACGAGAGGCAGAGGGACCCACGCAUCGAUCAGUGCAAGAGCCUGCUGUGUCACGGCGAGCUGCGCAACAAGAGCGGAACGAAGCUGCACGUGUUCCUGUUCACCCAGCUCCUGGUCCUCACACGGCCCGUCACACGCAAUGAGCGCCACUGCUUCCAGGUGUACCGGCAGCCCAUCCCGGUGCAGGACCUGGUUCUGGAGGACCUUCAGGACGGAGAUGUGAGGAUGGGUGGCUCGUUCCGAGGGGCGUUCAGCAACGCCGACAAAGCCAAGAACAUUUUCCGUGUGCGUUUCCAGGACCCAGCCCAGGGCCAGUCCCACACACUGCAGGUCAAUGACAUCUUCCACAAGCAGCAGUGGCUCAACUGCCUCCGCAGCGCCAUCUCCGUCCACGGGCCCCACCUUCCCGCCGCCCAGCCCGCCUCACCCCUCCCCGCUGCCGCGGGGGCCGAUGCGCGCCUCCUGCAACGCCGCUCCUCUUCCCUCUCCGCCGUCAUCCACAUGGAGGGGGCUGACGAGAACUGCCCUCUGACAUCUGUAUCCCCCCACAGCUCACCCUGCAGGAACGACAGCCCCAGCCCCGCCUCUACCCCCUCACCACACUCAUCCGGCUCCUCCUCCUCAUCACCAACAUUGCCACUUAUUUCACCCCUGCCACACAAAACCAUAAAGGACAAGAGGUCUCUCUGUUCCCUAGGGAAGAGGAAAGAGACUAUGGUGUAGGAGGAGGAGGAAGGGAGAAAAUGGACUCCUGUGGACAUUUUGUUUGUAGAUACUGGCGGGGGGGAGGGGAUCCUCACAGGACAUCACUGGGGUAUUUAUACGUUUUGUGUGUAUUAUUAUUAUUAUUCCAGCAGUGUUCUGUUUUACUGUCCUCAUUGGCAGCUAGUUUACUUUACCCCCCUCCAUCUCUCCCCUGUUUGUUUCAGUCCACAGUGGCUCCAUGCAUACCUGGGUAACGCAGUAUUCCGGAGAGCAUGGCUUCUGUUUGUAGUUUUACCAUUACAAUGAGCAAGCAUACACACCCAUGAAUCUGUGUAGAAGUUGUACAUCUAUAUCAGUUUUCUGCUCCUUUGGGAAUGGGUAAGCAUUAAUAUAUAAAAAAAAGUUGUACUUUUUUAUCAUUUGAAUCUUUCUGCACCUAUUUUAUUUUAAUACAGCACUGUUAUUAGCCCAAGCCAAAGUUAUUUGAACCUUGUUUGGGGAUAUGGACGUGGAAAAAAGGAUGAGCACCCACAAAAGACAACAUGGAUAUGAACAUUGAACACCAUCGCUUCAAAAAAAGUAUUGUUAGUUGCUCUACUGGAGGACAAGUAUUAGUUUUUGUACAUUCCUUUAAUGACAUGAUGUUACUAUGAUCCGGUCACCUUGUUGCAAUGACAGGCAGUUGAAAGAAUUCAUGUAAAUCCAAUCAAAUUACAUAUGAUUUUCGUUUACUUUUGAAAUGUUAGAGCCAAAUAUUUAUCGCUGCACAAAAAGUAGCGUUGUUAUGUUAUAUGACGUCCAAAGUAACUAUAGAGAAAGGUAUUUUGUUUUACUCAGUCUCCAGCAAAACAGUAACCAAAACAUUUCUGAGCCGGACUCUUCCGAAUUAAAUAGAUCACUUUUCAAUGUAGCAUCUUGGAGCUAAUGGGAUAGACACUGUUGGCUGCACAAACAAUGACAUAUACAUGCUUGUCUGAAAGGAUUUGGUUUGUAGGUGAGACAGUGUUAGCCAAAAAAUAUAUAAAUAUGUUGAAGGACUAGAGAACGUCUGCAGAAAGCAGGAAGGGAAAGAUGGAAACGUAGGAUUUUAAAGAAACUGAGAAGUUGGAUGUUUGGUGCAAGGCGUACGUAACCCCACAAUGGUAGCUCUCUGACAGAGCUGAGUGGUUCCUUGCUCAAAAUUGAUGUUUUGAGGCACUGGUGAAAAGCCAUUGAGUAUAAAAAAGGGAUUUGUAAGUAAGGGAGGGAGAGAGAGAGAAGGUAUGAGAAAGUAAUAAAAAAAGGAUGUGUGUAAGAUGUGUACGAAACAAAUAACAAGAGGGCAAAGGAUGGAAAAACAGAACUGCAAAUGUCUAUAGGACUGCCAUGGCAGGUAUGUAAGUAUUUAUGUGGUGUAAAUCAAGGAUUAUAGAACAAUAAAGAUCUAUGUAAGAUUUGCAUCGUAACUUGAGUUUCCUGGAUUUUUGUACUCCAUGAUCUAGAGUAAGCAAAUCACUCAAGGACAUCAUGUUUGCUGGAUGGAGAGUAGUAGGAGAGUAUUACUUCUUGCCUCUUCGCUAGAAGUUAAAAUUCUACCAUAAACAUAUAUUUGAGCGUGUCAUUUGUUUAUUCAGUCUAUUCCUGUGACCCACAUAGUCAAUAAGAAAAACACUCUCACUUAGUUUCUGUUGACGAGAAACUUAAAUGUUCAUCUUUAGCUCUAUUAUCAUUUACAGAGAACCUUUUCAAACUUGGCAGUAGUUAACAUGUUUCAAAAUGGGGAAAUAACUAUAUCGCCUGACACCUCUUUCCUCAGAACCCGUUUCCACAGAAGAAAACGUUGUCUUGUCAAAUGUGUCCUAACAAAUGGUCCCCAAAGGCCUUUAGCACACUGAUAGAGACUUAGGACUCUCCUAGUCUGAGGAGUUUAGAACGAUCAAAUUCUGAAGGUGACAUGAAUUUGAUUUGGUUUUAUGGUGUCAACUAAGAUAAUGUAGUAAAAAAGGAGGGCAACACUUUAUUUUGAUGGUCUGUCGGUUGACACGCUAUAGGUUAUCAGUAACUACUCAGUAGCAUGUCAACAAUGUAUCCGUUUACAUUCAACAAAACAGUUUCAACAGAUAUGUAGUUAUGCAUUUCAAGUGUUGAUCUACAUAUUUUACUGAAUGUGUCUGCUGACUUUCAAAGCAAUAAAAUAUAAAUAAAUAAACCAAUAUUCAUCU
Osmerus eperlanus (European smelt) is the source of this 4066-nucleotide messenger RNA. It is a transcript of the gene net1, whose product is annotated as neuroepithelial cell transforming 1. The record is from RefSeq and is a predicted model, not a curated record. Bases 204 to 1883 code for a protein of 559 amino acids. Gene Ontology annotation, biological process: positive regulation of Rho protein signal transduction; intracellular signal transduction. The transcript is spliced from 9 exons. Lineage: Eukaryota; Metazoa; Chordata; Actinopteri; Osmeriformes; Osmeridae. Gene Ontology annotation, molecular function: guanyl-nucleotide exchange factor activity.